This is a messenger RNA of Cydia pomonella (codling moth), 998 nucleotides long. RefSeq lists its product as uncharacterized. Bases 264 to 986 code for a protein of 240 amino acids. Lineage: Eukaryota; Metazoa; Arthropoda; Insecta; Lepidoptera; Tortricidae. The transcript is spliced from 4 exons. The record is from RefSeq and is a predicted model, not a curated record.
UAACUGAUUGUGUUAUACUGUCGUUAUCAUUAAGGCACAAUUAAUUAAUUGAAUAAAUGGAGCAAGUAUAAUUGCACUAGAAUUAAUGUAUAAGUACACAUUAGCCAAGUUUAUCAGUAUAAUCACAAACAGCGACAGACUUGUCGCUAUUUCAAAUCAUAAAUAGGAAGUCUUCUUCAAAACGUCUACAGUGAAAGUGGGUGACAUCGCGUUAUUUUAACAAACGUUUUAUUACAUGAAGAAAAAAAAGUAAGCACAACAAUAUGUCACCAAAAGUAUGGUUGAGCUUUGAAAAGCAGACGAGAGAUGGGACAUUGAUGAAGCUGAGGAUACAGGACUUGCCGCUGGAGAGGAUCGGGGUAGCCACGGAGCUCAUGGUGAAGUACUUCGCCAGGGAUGAGCCUUAUCGAAAAGCGACAGGUUUUCCUAAUAACCCAGAAGCAUUAGAAGAAUACAGAGUUUACAUAAACAAAAUAUUCCGUGAAGCUGCCAGUCGCAACGUGAUGUGCUGCGCUGAUACUGAUGAUGAUAACCAGGAUAUCAUCGGGAUUUCCUCGGUGGCUGUAGCUACCGAAUCGUAUUGGGAUAUGACUGCUGGCAAAGGAACGGAAGAAGCUAAGAAGAUCAACGCAAUCUUCUACGACGUGUCCCAUAAGUUCGAUAUCUUAAAGGAGUUCAACCUCUCCUCUUACUACUCCGGGAAAUCUUUGGUGGUCGUGCCGGAGUACAGGGGUUACGGGAUUGCGGAGAAGUUUCUGACAGUGAGGCGACUAAUGUGUGGAGCCCACGGCAUACCCAUGACCGCCGCAUGGAUGUCCACCUUCGCGACGCAGAUCGCCGCAGCAAAAGACGGCUGGCAGACCCUCUGUGAGCUGGACUAUGGAGAUAUUGCUCGGAGGCAUGGUGUUAGCUUUGAGGGGGUACCCCCCACUAAUAAAUACAUGGCGGCUUGGCCUCUUUAUGAAUCAAAUAGGCUUGAUAAUUAAACUUCUUGUAAA